Epithele typhae is the source of this 2433-nucleotide messenger RNA. RefSeq names its product pH-response regulator. The coding region runs from base 1 to 2433 and encodes 810 amino acids. Lineage: Eukaryota; Fungi; Basidiomycota; Agaricomycetes; Polyporales; Epitheliaceae. Gene Ontology annotation, molecular function: protein binding. The transcript is spliced from 16 exons. The record is from RefSeq and is a predicted model, not a curated record. Gene Ontology annotation, cellular component: endosome.
AUGCCCAAUCAACUUUCGAUCCCGUUCAAGAGAACCUACGUAGUCCCCAUUCGUGACGCCGUCCGGGAUUACAUCCUCGCUCACCACACGGGCACCCAUCCGGACGCAUACCGCUGGGACGUAUCGCAGUGGGAGAAGCUCCGCUCAGAGGUCGUGAGCAGCGUCGUUCACGUCGAUCGCGUCGCGGCCUUGAUUAGCUAUCAUGCCCAGAUAGUCUUCAUCCUCACGAAACUCCCAGCCGACAUCGGGUUGGAGAUUCCCUACGCGCCUGUAUUUGACGGCAACGCCCUUCCGGAGACAUCCAACAGCCUGAUCUAUGACCGCGCCGGAGUCCUCUUCAACCUAUCUGCUCUUUUCUCUCAGCUUGCCACUGCAGAAGACCGCUCUACACCACAUGGUUUGAAACAUGCCAUUAAAUUCUAUCAGAACGCAGCUGGCACUUUGCAGUACCUGGCGGACACAGUUUCGCCUUUAUUGCAAUCCUCCCUAGCACCGAACGAGGCGCCUGUGGAGCUAUUGACGCCAUUCAUCCGAAGCUUGGAGUUCUUGAUGCUCGCACAGGCUCAGGAGUGCGUGUGGCAAAGGGCUGUAAUGGACAAUUUCAAGAAUGGUCUGAUUGCCAAGCUCGCUGCGAAGGUUGGUUCGCUUUAUGGAAUUUCCUCCGAGUAUAUCAAAGAGAACGCGUCCGCAAGGCGUGUCGUGCCUUCUUCCUGGCAGGCACACUUAGAAACGAAGGCCUUCCAUUUCCAGGCUGCCGCGCAGUAUAGGAAGAGCCUCGAGGAUUUGGAAGUGAACAAUUACGGUUAUGAGGUCGCUCGUCUUCUAGAAGCUCAUAGCCUUGCGAAACGCGGAUACGACAUAGCACGACGCGGCGGAGCAUCUGCACCUGUUCAGCAAGACAUCAAGUCCCUGCUCGACAUCCUACAAAAGAAUAUCACGCGAGCGGAACGGGACAAUGACCUCAUCUACCACAAGGAUGUGCCUCCCACUUCAGCACUUCCAGCGAUCGUGGAAGUUUCCGUGGCCAUACCCACCGUGGAACUUGGGCUCAAAGACCCGAAAACGGCGGUGGGAAGCGACGGAGUAAUUUUCGGUGAGCUGUUAGGUUGGGGUGUGCGGACAGCCAUAGACAUCUACAACGAUCGGAGGCAGAACUGGAUUGCCGAAGAAGUCUCGGAACGUGUGCGACGUCUUGACGACAACAUCGCCAACACUCUAGAGAGUUUGAGCCUGCCGUCGGCACUUGACGCUCUUGACAAGCCGAUUGGACUCCCUCCCAGCCUCGUGAAGAAGGCGGGAGAGGUCAGAGCGGACAGCGGCCCAGAACGCAUCGAGGCUAUGAUUCGUGAUGUACAAGCUCUCGCGAAACACAACGCCGACCUCAUUGAUGAAGCCAUGGAUAUUCUCGACCACGAAGCUGACGAGGACGAAGCGUUCCGUGAGGGACACCCCGACGUAGAGCGGCCUGCAUCGCACGAAGCGAACACGGAGCUCGUGCAGAAGGAACAGCGCUAUCGGGCUGUUCUGCAGCAAGCGCGCGACAGCGACGAACUCGUGCGCCAGAAGUGGGAGCAGUGGGAAGACAACAUCGUACAACUCACCUGGACAGAGGCGAGUUUCGAACUAGAACAGAGUAUACCCUCGUCGACCUCCGCCGACAGACUGGGUCAGAACAGCCCUCCCUCUGAGGCCCACGAUCUCACACGCGCCCACGCUCGCGCGCUCCGCGCCCUUUUGGAACGACUGGAAGAUCUUUCAAGAGCCCGCGUGGAGUUGGAGGCUCGCGUCGGCCGCCUCGCGGCGUCGGAUGAUAUCACCCAGCGAGUCUUGAAAGCUGCAUCGGGGAUGGAGCAGUGGGUAAACGUCCAGCCGGCAAUGUUUGAAGACAUCCUUGACGCGGAACUGUCAAAGUUCGAUCGAUUCCGGGUACAGCUUGACGAAGACGAGGAGAAACAAGAGGACAUGUUGCGACAAGUCUCGGAACGUCGGGCCGAGUUCAUCCAGUCUAGAAGAGACGAUGCAUCGAUACAAGCUCGGGAGCUUGCUCUCCAGAGCAUGGAUCUUGCAUACCACAAGUACAAGGAGAUCAUCAGAAAUCUGGAAGAGGGGCUGAAGUUUUACAACGACCUCGCCGUAAUACUUUCCCAAUUCCGAGACACAUGCAAGGACUGGGUCGUCCUCCGCAGGCGGGAGAUCAGGCAUGUGUUCCACCGCCAACCACCUCCGCCGGCGGCUGCACCUAUAAUUGACCGAGGCGUGAAGCGAGAAUCAGAAGAGCACAGGUCCUCGAUAAGCGAUAGCGCGCGUCGGCGGGCGAGGGCGCCGCUGGAUCUGCCGCCACCGAACUCCGACGAGUGGGAGACCAUGGACAUGCCCAAGAUGCCAUCUGUGCCGAAGAAAACGCCGAAGAAGAAAGUCGCAGUGCGCCACUGA